AAUAGAUUUAUCCAAAUUUAUUCUUGGAAAAUAGGAAGAACUUACCUCUCUCUCUCUCUCUUUCUCUCUCUCUCAGUUUUCGUUUCUCCAUCACUGUCACACAGGUCCUCUCUCCUUUUUUUAUCUGUUUGGUUGCCGAGAAAACGUAGGAAAGCUAUAAUAAUAAAACUUAGGGCUCCGUUUUUGCUCUCUCGGUAACAGGUAUCUGAAUAAUCGAGACCAUGGUUUCCUUUGAAAUGAACGAUCGAAAGAAAAUUGGGCUAGGAUUGACGGGAUUUGGCAUAUUUUUCUCAUUUCUGGGAAUUAUCUUCUUUUUUGACAAGGGACUGCUUGCCAUGGGAAAUAUCCUUUUCAUAUCAGGAGUGACCCUAACCAUUGGUCUGAAGUCCACCAUGCAAUUUUUCAUGAAGCGUCAAAAUUUCAAGGGGACAAUUUCUUUUGGUGUUGGCUUCUUUUUUGUUGUCAUUGGAUGGCCUAUCUUUGGCAUGAUAUUGGAGGCAUAUGGAUUUGUUGUACUCUUCAGUGGUUUUUGGCCGACACUGGCAGUGUUUAUGCAGAGGAUACCAAUCCUUGGUUGGCUGUUCCAACAACCAUACAUCAGAUCGUUGUUUGACCGAUAUCGGGGUAAGCGGGUGCCUGUAUAACCCCACAUAUCAGAGAAAGUGGAACAAGUUGCAGGCUAGUUCACUUGUAAGUCUUUGUAGAAUACUGGCUGGAAGAAGACUAUUUUUUUUUCCUUUUUUUUUAAUGUUUUUUUUCAUAUGGUGGUGAUGUAGAAAAUCAUUCUUAUAUGACGGUGAUGAAAAGUUUUGUUUUUUAUUAAAGAAAAGGAAAAAAAAUUGAAAAACAGAAGUAAUUGCUCUGGCUUUA
This is a messenger RNA of Theobroma cacao (cacao), 870 nucleotides long. Its product is annotated as vesicle transport protein GOT1. The record is from RefSeq and is a predicted model, not a curated record. NCBI's taxonomy places the organism in Eukaryota, Viridiplantae, Streptophyta, Magnoliopsida, Malvales, Malvaceae. Gene Ontology annotation, biological process: retrograde transport, endosome to Golgi; endoplasmic reticulum to Golgi vesicle-mediated transport.